AUGAAACUUCUCCUCUCAGAGAGGGGAAGUGUUCAUGAAGGCAAUGUAUAUAAACGGGGUUCUCUGAGAGUCAGAUCGACUGAUCUUAACCUGGACAGGACCACGUUCACCAUGUUCCCCUCUAUAUCCACAGUACUGCUGCUCCUUCUGGGUUUGAUCACAGCUCACUGCUGGUCUGUGGAGACGCAGUCAUCUGAGUACAAUGCCAAAUAUUUGGAUAAUGAUUUCACAGGCCCAGAGAACAGUUCUGAGAAUGAUGAAAACACUGUGUCAGGUUUAAUUGAAAAGGCCAAUAAGAAAGUUGGUCAAGGUCCAGGUGAGCCACUGGUGAUGUUUGGGGACAUUGCUGUGGAUACUGGUUUAAACAAUGCAGACCCUUGCACGGCCAGGAACUGCACGUGGCCCAAGUCCAGCGAUGGGAAUGUCUACGUGCCCUACGAGAUCACAAAUCAGUACUCAAACCGUGAGAAAUCAGUGAUUGAAUCGGCUCUCGGCUCCUUUGCUUCCUCUACCUGUGUUCGCUUCAGGCCUCGCUCUGGAGAGAGAGAUUACAUCAGCAUUGAGUCACGUUCAGGGUGCUGGUCUUACGUUGGACGGACGAGAGGCGCUCAGGUGGUGUCCCUGAUGCGAACGGGGUGCGUCCAUCACAGUGUAAUACAGCAUGAGAUGUUGCACGCACUUGGAUUUAACCACGAGCAGUCUCGCUCUGACCGCGACGAUCAUGUUCGCAUCCUCUUCCAAAACGUCAUCUCAGGGAUGGAACACAAUUUCCGAAAAGUGCAAACCAAUAACCUGGGAACUCCUUAUGACUACAACUCAGUCAUGCACUAUUCCAGGACUGCUUUUUCCAAGAAUGGACAACCCACCAUAGUUCCCAUACCUGACCCAAGGGUGCCCAUCGGUAAAGCCACACAGAUGAGUCCCAAUGACAUCCUGAGGGUGAACAGGCUAUACAGAUGCAGUGAGUAUGCUCCUACAUACACAAAACACACAUGUCCGCAUAGACCAGAGAAGCCACUGCAGGCCCUUGGGAGAAGCCAGGUGAGGCAUGGGAGACAACUGUGGACACAUGGGGAGAAGUCUGGAGACACUCAGGAGAUGGCUGUGACCACUAGGGAGAAGCCAGGGAAGACCCAGGAGACGGAGAGGCGGUCCCAGAGGUACCCAGGAGCCACUCAGGAGCUGCCGGAGAGGUUUCAGGAGGGAAUGGCUUGGUGGAAUUAG
Molecule: messenger RNA, 1224 nt
Organism: Chanos chanos (milkfish)
Lineage: Eukaryota; Metazoa; Chordata; Actinopteri; Gonorynchiformes; Chanidae
Product: low choriolytic enzyme-like
Exons: 9
Coding region: 1-1224 (407 amino acids)
Biological process (GO): proteolysis
Molecular function (GO): zinc ion binding; metalloendopeptidase activity
Source: RefSeq, a predicted model, not a curated record